GAGACAGAGAAAAGGGAGGGCGGGGGCAGCUCGCACUGCUCUAAAAGGCAGGAGGAGAUGCACGCGUGGCUUUUACCGGUUUGCAUAUGACACAUAUAAAGCAUGGCGCGGGUUAGAAGCAGAUAACUGUCGCUGAGUGUGUGUGUCUGUGUGUGUCUGUGUGUGUGUGUGUGUAUGUGUGUGUUUACUGCAGUCACUGUGGAUCUGCUGUAGCACGGGACAGGAUGGCGAGGCGCGUGCGUGAGGAGCGCUGUGUGUUCCGCGCGACAUCACCAGCACACAGCGCGUGCCCUUCCACCAUUUAUUUCAUUCUCCUUUUCCAAUGCACUGUCUUCUGCCAGAACACAGCGCACGCGGGCGUGCUGAGCAGUUUGGAGCGCUAUGAGGUGACUUACCCUCAGUGGCUGAACCCCAGAAGCAGAAGAGCAGCUCAUACACACACGAAGCAUCCUUCAGAGGUAGACAUCAAGAUUACUGCAGAGGGAAUGGAGCUGGUUCUCCAACUACAGAGAAAUGAAGAGCUCUUGGCCACCAACUAUCAAGAGAUAUGGUACAGUCCAAAUGGUUCACGCUAUUUCUCUAAGCCAUCCAGUAGGGAUCAUUGUUAUUAUCAUGGCACGGUGAGAGGAAUGGAGGACUCCAGUGUUGUUCUCAGCACCUGUUCUGGACUCAGGGGCAUGAUUGCCUUGAACCGCAGUGCAACAUACAUGAUCGAACCUCUCGCCAACCACAGCGUUUCUCAGGGCCAUGCAGUGUUCCAUGCUGAGAACCUGAAAAUGCCCAUGAGCACCUGCAGCCAAGACUAUGGAGGGGACAACCACACAGACAAGCUGGGCGAGCUGAUUGGUGGGAUUGCACAUGCCACUAGGGGGAAGAGAGAUGUCAGCCGUAGUAUGAAGUAUGUGGAGCUGAUGAUGGUGGCUGAUCACGCUGAGUUUGUGAAACAUGAUAGUGACGUGGUGAAAACCAAGACAAAGCUACUUGAAGCUGCUAACUAUGUGGACAAGUAUUACAAAGCACUGAACAUCCGGGUAGCCCUGAUCCUGCUGGAGAUUUGGAACGACGGGGAUAAGAUCAGUGUAACAGACAACCCCUACAGCACCCUGGAGGCCUUCCUGACCUGGAGGAGGAAGCAGUUGCAACAGCUGCCCAAUGACAACGCACAGCUCAUCACGGGCAUGGCGUUCCAGGGUACCACUAUAGGACUGGCUCCUCUUAAAGCCAUGUGCUCAGAAUACCAGUCAGGAGGAGUUAACUCGGACCACUCUGAAAUUGCAGUUGGGGUCGCUGCCACCAUGGCUCAUGAGAUGGGGCAUAAUUUUGGGAUGAACCAUGACAGUGAGGGCUGCUGCCAGGCCCUGCCAGAGGAGGGAGGAUGCAUCAUGGCUGCAGCUACCGGACACCCAUUCCCUCGAGUGUUUAACAAGUGUAACCAGGGAGAGCUGAAGCGCUAUCUGAGCUCAGGUGGUGGAAAAUGUCUGUUCAAUCUACCAAACACCCGGGUCAUGUACGGAGGCCAGCGCUGUGGCAACGGCUACCUUGAGGAGGGGGAGGAGUGUGACUGUGGAGACGUGGAGGAAUGUUCCAGUCCAUGCUGUAACGCCAAUAACUGCACGCUGAAGGCGGGUGCUGAGUGUGCAGAUGGAGUCUGCUGUGAGAACUGCAAGUUGAAAAGUCCAGGAGUGCUUUGCCGUGCUCCCUCAGGUUCCUGUGACCUGCCUGAGUACUGCGAUGGUAAAUCAGAGUCCUGCCCUGCUAAUUUCUACCUGGUGGAUGGCAGCCCCUGUGCACAUGGCCAAGCUUACUGUUACACAGGCAUGUGCUUGACCCUGGAGCAGCAGUGCCUCUCUCUCUGGGGGAAAGAUGCCCGAACUGCUCCGGAUCUGUGCUUCACUGAGGUAAACAGGGCUGGAGACUCCUAUGGAAACUGUGGCAAAAACCUCAUGGGUAAAUACAGGAAGUGCAAUGAGAGGGAUGCUAAAUGCGGCAAGAUACAAUGUCAGAGUUCUGCUACCAAGCCCAUUGAAGCCAACGCAGUCUCCAUCGACACCACCAUCCGCCGUGGUCAGCGUCAGAUCCUGUGUCGAGGUACACAUGUCUACCGGCCUGGCAAGGGAGAGGAGGAUCUGGGAGACAUGCUCGACCCUGGGCUAGUUAUGACAGGAACCAAGUGUGGGGACAAUGCGGUUUGUUUUGGCGGGGAGUGCCGCAACGCAUCCUUCCUGCAAGCGGAUGAGUGCAAUGCCAAGUGUCACGGUCGUGGGAUGUGUAACAACAAUCAUAACUGCCACUGUGACACAGGCUGGGCACCGCCUUACUGUGACCAAGCAGGAAAUGGCGGCAGCGUGGACAGUGGUCCUGUGACCACAAAAAGCAACUUAUUUGCUCUCCUGGUGCUCAUCCCUGUGGUUCUCUCCUUGGGAUUGGGAAUUCUGUUCCUCUGCUGGUGCUACAAGCGGAAGUUGCAUUCUUUUAAAGACGUGGCUCACCGCCCUCAUCAGAGAUCCAUUAAUGUCCCAGCUUCAUCAGACUCCAAAACUCUUGCUAGUGGUCACGCCAAUCCAACAUUCCAGCUAAAGAAACCUAAUACAGACAAUACGGAGGCUAGCCAGCAGCCAAAUCCUACUGGCACACCGAGAUCGAGACAUUCCACUGUCCAGCCAGUGGUCAAACCACCGCCAGUCCCAGCAUACGCGCUACAGAAGAAGAGUCCUCCAGUCUCAGAGACCAGCUCCAGCUCUUAUCCAUCUCCAUCUGUGGCAUCAAAACCUAGACCAAACCCUCCAAGCAGACCUCCUCCACCUCGUCCUGUUACCAAACCCACUCAGAUCAAAGAGGAGGACUCAUUCAGAAAAGGCCCUCAAGUAUCAUCAGCAUUGUUGCAGAAAGGGAAAACCAAUCUGACACCCCCUGCUGGAAAUCUCAGGAAUCAGACUGGAAAAAGCUGAAGCUUCGUCAGACUUGUAGAGAGAAUGGGCAUUACUUUUCUAUGCAGAGGACUCUUAAAAUGGCAUACUGGAACAACAUGCAACCUUCAGGCAUGUUUACGUCUUUAGCAGUGGCUAUGGAGACUGCCUACAUCCAACACCAUGUUUGCCUAAUACACUUGAAUCCUAAAGUGUAAUAUACUUGUUGCAUUUAACUAACUGUUUUGGUACUGUUCCGAUGUUCGUGUGCCAUAUUUGUACAGUUUAUUUUAUACCUAUUUAUUACAAAGCCUAUACAGGAACAAUGGACAAGGUUCUAGAUGUUGCCUUUCAGUAUGAGCAUUCAGAAUAUUCAGAAUAUGUCACGCUUAAAGUGGAUUGCACGCAGUAUUGAAAACAAUGACACCUUGUGUGAGCAGCAAGCAUUAACUGGAAUAUCAGACAUGAAUUUUGCACUUGGUAUAUGAAAAAAGGAAAUGUAUAGCAAUAAUAGUCAGGAGAUACUGAUUCAUUUUACAGUGGUUUUGCAGUAGCCUGUUUUGUUCCUGUGUUUUUCCCUGCUGCGUUUUUUCUGUCUCUAUUUUAUUUUACUGCUAAAUAUAUCAGGAGAAUAAUCGCAAAAUGCUGGACAUUGUAUAUGUAUACAAUGCAUCAAAUCGGUUGUGAGAUGAGCCUGCGUUUUAUUCUCUUUACUUGCUCCACUUGGGAGACAAAAUGCACCUUAUGUUGUUUACAAUAAGGGCAUCAGGGAAUGUAUAAUAAAGACAUGUUGUACUGUAAAGUUAAGCCUUUUAGCUUUUAAAAUGUUUGUUUGCUAUGAUAAGCAAAUGAAGUUGUCUAAUAGAUAUUUCUUCUUAAUGCCACCAUAGUCCAAAUAGCUUUUUCACAAAUAUACUGUGUUGUAGAGUUCAUCUAAGCCAGCCACCAGAACUUUUCUUCUGUGGAAGAGCAAGAUUUUAAGUCAUGUGUCUUCAAUCUGUUUAUCAUAGUAAUAUUAACAUUUGUAAAUUCUCAAAAUCUAACAUAGUGUAUAAGGUUUAAUUAGCAUACCUGCUAACAUAAAGAGCUGAAUGGGUUGAAAAGUAACCUUAAAUAGAUUUUGUUUUUAUAUUUCGUAUUUCAGCAUUGAGUUGAAAGACUGAAAAUGUUCUUUUUUAAAAAAACAAACAAACAAAACUUUGAACUUUAAAGGUAUGAAAAUCAUGUAUUAGAGGACUGUUGUUGACUUUCAUGAUUGAGUCAAUGGCCAGGUAUAUUGAUGCUGUAAAAUGGGGACCAUUUAAAAUGAGAAAACACACUGUGAACUUCAAAACAUAUAACAGAAUUAAAAUAUAACUGGUAGGACCAUUUCAGUUGCUGUCUGCGCUAAUGUAGUGCUAUGGACUAAUUACAGCCUGUUGUCCUCGGUUCUUUGGUUUACUUUAUGCACAGUGUGAGACAUGCACUUUCUGUUAUUAAGGCAAAAGGAAAUUAAAGUGUUACUGUAAAUUAAUCCUGGAACUGAAUUGAGCCAAUGCCAUAGAUCACAGAUUUGAGUUAAGAUAAGAUCAAAUAAAACUCAGUUAAAAAUG
Pangasianodon hypophthalmus (striped catfish) is the source of this 4498-nucleotide messenger RNA. RefSeq names its product ADAM metallopeptidase domain 19b (gene adam19b). The record is from RefSeq and is a predicted model, not a curated record. The coding region runs from base 225 to 2948 and encodes 907 amino acids. NCBI's taxonomy places the organism in Eukaryota, Metazoa, Chordata, Actinopteri, Siluriformes, Pangasiidae. The transcript has 23 exons. Gene Ontology annotation, biological process: membrane protein ectodomain proteolysis. Gene Ontology annotation, molecular function: metalloendopeptidase activity.